Messenger RNA from Gaeumannomyces tritici R3-111a-1, 2069 nucleotides. Its product is annotated as arylsulfatase. The coding region runs from base 82 to 1932 and encodes 616 amino acids. Gene Ontology annotation, molecular function: arylsulfatase activity. The transcript has a single exon. Lineage: Eukaryota; Fungi; Ascomycota; Sordariomycetes; Magnaporthales; Magnaporthaceae. The record is from RefSeq and is a predicted model, not a curated record.
GGAUAAUGUGCUGGGCUUUUGCCAGCUCUCAAACGGGCCAAAACAAGCAGCCAAAGCCCAUGCCUGCAAAUCACCAACAAAAUGCUGACCCAUUUCCUGGUCUUCCUCGCGGCAUGCAUCCUGGAAGGCCCGCCAUGGCGACUCGGGCCCGCCCGUGAUGGUCCUUUGGGGCCUUUGGGGUCGACGGCGCGCCGGCGGCCAAACUUCCUGAUAGUCGUGGCCGACGACCUGGGCUUCGGCGACACGUCGCCGUACGGCGGCGAGAUGGACACGCCCAACCUGCAGCGGCUGGCCGACGAGGGCGUGCGCAUGACGGGCUUCCACACGGCCGCCUCGUGCUCGCCCACCCGCGCCAUGCUGCUGUCGGGCACCGACUCGCACAUCGCCGGCCUGGGCUGCAUGGCCGAGCGCAUGCGGCGGUUCCCCGAAAUCUUCGAGGGGCGGGCCGGAUACGAAGGGUACCUCAACUUCCGCGUCGCGGCCCUGCCCGAGAUCUUGCAGGACGCGGGCUACUUUACCCUCAUGACGGGCAAGUGGCACCUCGGUCUGACCAAGGAGACGUCGCCGUGGGCGCGCGGCUUCACGAGGGUGCUCAGCACGCUGCCGGGCGCUGGUAACCACUUCAACCGCGAGCCGGUGCUGCGCGGCCUGAAGGAGAAGCCGCGUAGGUACUUUAAGGGCAACGGCAUCUGGAUGCGGGACGGCGACUUCAUCGACGGCUCGCCCGAGGGUGGCGACCUGCCCCGCGACUUUUACUCGUCAAACACCUUCACCGACUACUUCCUCGACUUCCUGCGCGGGCGCAACGAGACCGAGGCCGCCCGGCCCUUCUUCGGCUACCUCGCCUUCACGGCCCCGCACUGGCCGCUGCAGGCGCCCAGGGAGACGGUGGAAAAGUACCGCGGCCGCUACGACGACGGGCCCGUGGCGCUGCGCGACCGCCGGCUGAGGAGCCUGGUGUCCAAGGGCCUCGUGCCGCCCGACGUCGAGCCCGCCCCCAUGCACAUGCUGGACACGCGGCCGUGGGACGAGCUGUCGGACGACGAGCGCAACACGUCGAGCCGCACCAUGGAGGUCUACGCCGCCAUGGUGGACCUCGUCGACGUCAACGUGGGCCGCGUGCUGGACUACCUCGACAGCACGGGGGAGCUGGACGACACCUUUGUCGUCUUCAUGUCCGACAACGGCGCCGAGGGCCAGCUGCUCGAGGCGGUGCCGGUGCUGACAAACGUGACCAUGGGCCAGCUGCUGGAGCGCCACUACGACAACUCGCUGGAAAACAUCGGCAACCACGACUCCUUCGUCUGGUACGGGCCCCAGUGGGCCGGCGCCGCCACGGCGCCCAGCCGCGCCGCAAAGUCGUACGCCACCGAGGGCGGCAUCCGCUGCCCCUGCAUCGUGCGCCACCCCCCGUCCAUCCCGCCGGCCGGCCGCGGGGCCGUCGCGCCCCAGUUCACGUCCGUCAUGGACCUGCUCCCGACCGCGCUCGAGCUCGCCGGCGUCGCCCACCCGGCCCCGCGCUUCCGGGGCCGCGACGUCGUGGCGCCGCGCGGGAGGUCGUGGCUACCGCUGCUGCGAUCGUCGUCGCCGCCACACCAAAAGGAGGACCACCACCCGCCGCCGCCCGUCGAGGUCUACGGCGACGACGGGCGCAGCGACGUCGUCGGCUGGGAGCAGCUCGGCACCGCGGCCGUGCGGCUCGGCGGCUGGAAGGCCCUGUUCCUGCCCCCGCCCCGCGGGCCCGGCAGGUGGGAGCUCUACAACGUGGCCGAGGACCCGGCCGAGUCGCGCGACCUGGCGGCCGAGAUGCCCGCCAAGCUGGCCGAGAUGGUGGCGCAUUACGAAACCUACUUCCACGAGUCGGGCAUGUUUGACGCCUACGCGCUGUACCAGCAGAGGGUGAAGGAGGGCGCCGAGGGGCUCGAGGGUUGAGCGGGGGGGGACGGGGAAUGAUAUAAAACUGGGGGGAAUAUAAGAGGGGAUUGCAGUCACUGGCACUGUAGCUACAGACCUUUAUUCAACUAACAAGACCCCCCGGAAAUAGUUUGCGUCUCUCCUAUGGAUGGUGC